This is a messenger RNA of Guillardia theta CCMP2712, 1815 nucleotides long. RefSeq lists its product as hypothetical. The record is from RefSeq and is a predicted model, not a curated record. The transcript is spliced from 3 exons. NCBI's taxonomy places the organism in Eukaryota, Cryptophyceae, Pyrenomonadales, Geminigeraceae. The coding region runs from base 1 to 1815 and encodes 604 amino acids.
AUGCUGGGAGGUUCAGGGAGGCGGCUGGUGCUGCUGCUGCUGCCUCUGCUUCCUCUUCCUCCACACCAGGGCCCCUCAGCUAGCCCGAUGAGGAUGACGAUGAGGAUGACGAUGACGAGCUCGAAGGCCCUUCUCUCCCGCCCUUCUAGUCAGUCUCCUCUACGAUGUGUCCGUAGCAGGUCGGAGAUGCUGGGGUCAGGUACAGCAGCAUUGGCGGAUUCGCUGCUUCCUUUGAGAAUCUGCGAAGUUUCUUCUGGCAUGCCAUCAGUUGUCUUGAAUGGCUCGUGCUCUCUUGAUCUGACCGACCUCAAGGCCCUUCCCUUGACUGACAGCUUCCAACAAGACCCCUCUAAACAUUUGGAUUUGUGCGCAAAUGUUGUAAAGUUCCAGCGAGGAUCUGGAGAAUCAAGCAAGAUGGAUCGACAAGACACAAGCAUUGAUGUUCUGAACCGCUUCUCCUUGAGAUUCUUGGCCAAGCCGCUCCGUGGUUAUGGCAGACCAGAUAGAAGCAGACCAAGAGCAAGAAAGACUUGGAAGCCUCAGAAGUCAUCGCAACAAUCAGAACCUGCUCGACGGGCUCGACCGGAUCGAUGGGGAGAUUUCAAGGAAGAUCGAACCGAAGUCAAAGAUGAAAAAACACUGAGGACUGAGGUCAACGUAGCUCUGUACGGCCGGCGGUAUCUGAGGAAGGACUUCACAUUCCCAGAGUACAGCCCUUCAGAAGUGCAAGAGAUCGAUGUGAAUCUUGACAGGACGACGGUGCGUGUCGACGGCAAGUUUGACAGGACGGUGGUAUUACAGAACGUUGUAAAAGCCAACCACAGCCUAAUUAGAGACUUCUUCUCCAAGGCCGGAUUGAUCGAGUCGAUUGUGGAGAGGAGGAAUGCUACUGCUGUCAUCUUUCAGGAUGAUGAAUCAGCAUUCAAAGCCGGUCAGAUGGACAUGCUGCCGCUUGCUCACGGGUUGAAGAUGAGUCGGGUAGUUCCGGGCAACCUGCAAGCAGAGGAAAGGAGAAGACUGGAGAGAGGGUCUCGCAAGCCUGCAGUGUCCUCCUUGGACUCCAAGGGCUCUAAGUCAUUGCAGCGAAUGGGGAGAGGAGAGGACGGAACGAAGACAACGGGAGUCGUGAAGGGGCGGGAGGCGUCGACGGAAGGAGGAGCUUCAGGGUCCGAAGUUCUUCCUGUCGACGAGGACGAGAGCGUCAGUACCCUUGUCUUUAGCAGCGACAUGGCCAGUGAUGAGAUGAGGAAGCGGGUGAACGAGCAUGACAAGGCCAAGGAGCGGGAGAGGACGGGGAGGAUGACGGAGGAUGAGAGAGCGAAGGAGCUGCUGGGGUAUCUCCACGGACACAUGCACGAGAAAGCCAAGGAGCUCAAGAUCCGGGGAAUCUCAGCGGAUGCGGAAAGGAUGAGGAGGCUGUUCGGGGAAGGGAAACACCAGGAGUCUGUUCAGUUCUCCCGUGACUCAUCCCCGGUAGCCUGGAGAGUGGACGGGGAUAAGCGCUACCCCGUCUAUCCUGGCUACGAAGACUUUGAUCCUUACAUUGGGCCCAACGGUCUGCAGGAGCUGAUCAAUCGAGAGGGGAUCGACUACACCUUCGACGAGGGGAGCACGAGCGCGGACAACAGCGACGUCGAGCUGAUGGACCUGCUGAGAGGAAUCAACCACUCGGAGGCCCCCAAGAGGAGGACACUUGCUCGGGGCUGGCCAAUGUCUGCUAUCAAUGACACGCGACCUAUUGGGACCCGUUGGGUCGACACCAACACGAGGUUCGCUGAUAACUUCAAGUUCCAAAAGAACUCCAAGAAGUACUAG